GUUGUAUUUUUCACAUUUAAGGUCUUUUUCAUUUUGUUUGCAUAAUAAUCGGCUUCUAGUGCUAACCUUAAGGGAUUGAGAGGAUUUAAGUGAGGUAAUCUGUGUUAUAUGUACUUGACACAGCUUCUGGUACACACCAAGUGCUUCAAAUAAAUGGUUAACUGUUGUACUGGAAGAAAGCUCAGUUCUUUGAUUUAGGUGUGGAGAAAAAGAGUUCUUAUAACCAGUUUGUUUUGCUCUCCCACUUUGCCAAGGGAUUAUACUAUAGUCCCUUUCCCUUGGAAUCGUGUCCGUAUUGCGGGGCUUGGAUAUAGUGCCAAGGUUUUGGGGGGACAUGGAGCUUUUGAGGCAUCUGCUGACCCAGGCCUAGGAUCUAUGCAUGUGACCUUAGUUCCUGUAUCCGUCCUUGUCCCUUUAGGAAGACUUACAGUUGAGGUCAUGGAGGGCAUUCUGUGGCUUUUUGCUACAAUGGGGAAGGGAGAUGUGGGGGGAGGAACCACAGUCUCUGAGACUGUGUUGGCUCUGACUGCCCCGCUGACCUUGUAGCCAUAAACCCUUUGGGGACCAGGUCCUGCUCUGGGCAUGUUGGAGGUCAGGUUCCUUUAGAUCUCGGAUCCGUGUACUCUGGGUUUAGCCACUGCUUGUCCCUCUGGAAAGCAGAGCUCACAGCCUCAUUCUUUGGGCUCGCCAGUGUGUGUGUGUGUCUGUGUUUGCUGGGGUUCUCUGCCCUCAUCAUAGUCAUCCUGACCUCCACAUAUUUCGUCCAAAUUACCCGGAAGUCUUUGAGUUUAGAAACCAUAGCCAAACAGUUAGAGCCAUCUCUGUUUUCCACCUUAUUUCAUCUCCUCCUCCAGGUGGCCACGUAAGACCCCCUAAGUGCCUUGGGGUGGAGGUGGUGGACGCUUGGCAGUGGCAGCAGUGGGAAGGGAAGGGCACACACCCGCUCUUACCCGCUCUUACUAUUGCUUCAUCACAGUGUUGUAACUGCUGUCUUCCUAUCUUAAGGUCGGCUUGUCUUCCUAUCUUAAGGUCAGCUUGGAGAUGUUCUUUUCUUCUCUAUCUUUUUAUCUGUCUACCAAGUACUAUUAGCCAGAGUCUAUUACAUCAAAUAGGAAGGAAGGGAGAGGCCCAGGGCAGCGUAAGAUCAAGAAUCACAAGCGCUUAUUGAGCGCUCACUGCGUACUUGGCAUUUUAUGUCUUCAUGGAAUCCUCACAGAACCUUCACGAAAUCAAGCCCAGUGAGGUUGACUACUAUUUUGAGUGAUGGGAAACGGAAGCCCUGAGAAGUGAUGCAAGUUGCCCACAGGCAUGUACUUGGGCAGUAAGUGGCAGAGCGAGGAUUUGAACCCUAGGGGGCUGGCUCGGAGUCCUGACCAUCGGUGUGCCUUAGGGCUAUGGGUGGCAACCUGUACGGGCCCCGGCCUCUCCUGGCACUGCGUUCUGGCAUGCACAUGCAGUAGGCACUGCCAGGCCUGAGACUUCAGCCCCGGCACUUGCAGCCGCUCAGCCCCAUGCGCCCCUUGUUUCUGAGUGAGCCCCAGAGCUGCGGAGCCUGCCGUGCCACUGGACAGCACCCUGCUUUUUGUCCACUGCCGCUGGCCUGGAACACAGUGCCCUCCUCCCUCCAUGCCCACAGUGGGCCCUGUGUUCCUGGCACAGCUGGAGCCCUGGUGCCCUGGACGGCUGUGCAGGGAGGUGGCCAGACGCAGAGCUGGCGUGGCUGUCGGACAUUGGUGGGGCCGCAGUCUUCCUGGGUCACAGUUUGGCAUCCUCGUCACUGGACCAGAACUGGAUAGGGGACUUGCUGCCCAGGCCAUGGGAGAGCCCUGUUUUACUCCUGCACAUCCAGCCGUCUUGGCUCGAGGAGAGGCGUCCUGUGGGAACCAGGGACUGCGCGUGGGACAGAGUCAGCUGCCUUCCGGGGACCCAGGUAUCUGUGGCUCCAACUCCGUCGAUCUGUCUGCACACACCUAUGUGCGUUUUCUUCCUGAAUGAUUUGAGAGAGCUGGAAGUGCCCAUCUCAUCCCUCCUGAGACAUCUCUGCUCCAGGACCCAGGCGAUCCUCGGGUGACAAGGUGACAGGUCCUCACAUCCCUUUCCAGGUUUGAACAGCGCAAUGGGGUGCAAAGUUCUGCUCGGCAUUGGGAACCAGAUGCUGCGCCGGAAGGUCGUGGACUGUAGCCGGGAGGAGAGCCGGCUCUCUCGCUGCCUGAACACUUUUGACCUGGUGGCUCUCGGGGUGGGCAGCACGCUCGGUGCUGGCGUGUACGUCCUGGCUGGGGCUGUGGCCCGUGAGGACGCGGGCCCUGCCAUCGUCAUCUCCUUCCUGAUUGCGGCGCUGGCCUCGGUGCUGGCCGGCCUCUGCUACGGAGAGUUUGGUGCUCGGGUCCCCAAGACGGGCUCGGCCUACCUCUACAGCUACGUCACCGUCGGGGAGCUCUGGGCCUUCAUCACUGGUUGGAACCUAAUCCUCUCCUACAUCAUCGGUACUUCAAGCGUGGCGAGGGCCUGGAGCGCAACGUUCGAUGAGCUGAUCGGCAAACCCAUUGGGGAGUUCUCGCGGAAGCAUAUGGCUCUGAAUGCCCCCGGGGUGCUGGCUGAGAACCCAGACAUAUUUGCUGUGAUCAUAAUCCUUAUCCUAACAGGACUUUUAACUCUCGGCGUGAAAGAGUCAACCAUGGUCAACAAAAUAUUCACCUGCGUCAACGUUCUGGUCUUGGGCUUCAUAAUGGUGUCGGGGUUCGUGAAAGGGUCGAUUAAAAACUGGCAGCUCACGGAGGAGGAUUUCAGGAACACAUCCCACCAUCUCUGCCUGAACAAUGACACAAAAGUAGGGAAGCCCGGCGGUGGUGGAUUCAUGCCCUUCGGGUUCUCGGGGGUCCUGUCAGGAGCAGCAACCUGCUUCUAUGCCUUCGUGGGCUUUGACUGCAUCGCCACCACAGGUGAAGAAGUCAAGAACCCUCAGAAGGCCAUCCCCGUGGGGAUUGUCGCUUCCCUCCUGAUUUGCUUCAUUGCUUACUUUGGGGUGUCUGCCGCCCUCACACUCAUGAUGCCCUACUUCUGCCUGGACAAGAACAGCCCCCUGCCUGACGCCUUCAAGCACGUGGGCUGGGAAGGUGCCAAGUAUGCAGUGGCCGUCGGCUCCCUCUGUGCUCUCUCUACCAGUCUUUUAGGCUCCAUGUUCCCCAUGCCUCGAGUUAUCUAUGCCAUGGCUGAAGACGGGCUGCUGUUCAAAUUUUUGGCCAAAAUCAACGAUAGGACCAAAACACCAAUAAUCGCCACGGUGACCUCAGGUGCCAUUGCCGCUGUGAUGGCCUUUGUCUUUGACCUGAAGGACCUGGUAGACCUCAUGUCAAUCGGCACUCUCCUGGCUUACUCUUUGGUGGCUGCCUGCGUGUUGGUCUUACGCUAUCAGCCAGAGCAACCUAACAUGGUAUACCAGAUGGCCAGAACCACCGAUGAACUAGAUCAAGUGGACCAGAAUGAAUUGGUGAGCACCAGUGAUUCCCAGACAGGCUUUUUACCAGAAGCAGAGAGAUUUUCUUUGAAAACCAUACUUUCACCCAGAAAUGCGGAGCCUUCCAAAUCCUCCGGGCUAAUUGUGAACAUUUCAACCAGCCUCAUAGCAAUUCUGAUCCUCACCUUCUGCCUUGUGGCUGUGCUUGGAAAGGAGGCACUGACAAAAGGUGACUUGUGGGCCAUCUUUAUGCUCACCAUAUCUGCCCUUCUGUGCUCACUGGUGACGGUCAUCAUCUGGAGGCAGCCUGAGAGCAAGACCAAGCUCUCCUUUAAGGUGCCCUUCUUGCCGGUGCUUCCCGUCCUGAGCAUCUUCGUGAAUGUCUAUCUCAUGAUGCAGCUGGACCAAGGCACGUGGGUCCGGUUCGCAGUGUGGAUGCUAAUAGGCUUCAUCAUCUACUUCGGCUACGGUCUGUGGCACAGUGAGGAGGCGUCCCUGGCCGCUGACCAGGCAAGGACUCCUGACAGCAAUUUGGACCAUUGCAAGUGACGAGCAGCCCCGCUCCGAGAGGUGGCAGCAGCCCUGAGGGAUGCCCGCAGCGGCCCCGGGAGCACCUCGCUCUCUCCACCGACGCAUCAGGACCCCCCACAUCCACAAAGCCCCAACGCAGCAGAAGGUGCAACUACUUGAAAUGCAGCCUCGGCCCACAGCUCGUGUGUCUCACCCAGACUGGCUCUGCGGCAGGCGCCCCGGGUCCCGGUCACCUCUGACAGCUCCCAGCCGGGGCCACUCGGCUGUGGCUUCCACUGCGUCUCCUCACAUCCCUCUGAGCAAAGAAAGCCGCCCUCGCCCUCGCCAGCCCCGUGCCCGCGCCGCUGCGAGCAAAAUGGCGGACACCUUUGCUUAUUCCCCCGGGGAGCCCAGGCCUCCCUCCCGAGGACCAUCCUGGUAUCGAACAUGUGCAUACUCCCAACUGUCAGCACCCAUCUCCCUGCUCGACCCCGAAGCCCGGCGUACACGCCAGAUGAGUAACCCAAACGGCGUGUCCUCAGCAGUUCUGCCCCCAGAGCCACAGGACAGCCGUUCACUUAAAAAGGAAAAGCAAGCCUGGGUUCCUUCGCCCAGUCCUGUCCUCUCUGCUUCCAGAAGGGGUCCUUGGAAAUGGGAGUCCUCCCCCACUCUCCUUUCCAGGCAGGGACUCUGCCCCGACCGCUGACAGAACCUGGCCCACUGCAGUGGUGGUACCGAGGGUGGGUGUCUCCGUCGCCCACCAGAAGGGAGCGCCACCGCGGGACCCAGGCUGGAGGACCGAGGGAUGGCUGGCCCUGCCCCACACGCCUGGGGCCUCCUCCAGCCAUCCUCUCUCCGGGCCUGGGCACUUCUUGCUGCUUCCGGUAUCUAGCGCCAUCAGCGGUGUGUCCCGAGUAACUGGGAUGUGACACCGCGUUUACAUAGGACUGGCCUUAGCUUAGCAGAGCUUAGAACCCUGUGUCCUGUGGGUCUUCGCUAAGUCCCACCCUCCGAUGCGUGUGGGUCCGCUUCUGGAGUCUUGCAAGGUUCUCAAGGCAGGUGUCCGCUCCUGCCAGCUGCUUCCGGCCCCUCUCUUCUACAUAAUCAAACCGAGGCCUCCCGUUAGCAUCUGUGAAUCCCUCCACAUUAAGUUGGCACUUAGUAUUAACUUGGAAAGUGGCCAAAUAUUUACUCCGUGUGGGGUCCACACCUGAGACUCUGGGGUCAUGUUGCUGUCCCUGUCGUGUAUCCUGUCCAAAUGCUGCAGGUUUGUAUGUGGGUUUGCAGCCCUGCCCCAGACCUCCCACCUCCACAGUUUGUAAGGCGGAGAGCCGGUGCUGGCCCCUGAACACAGCGUGCUCCCUCCCGUGCACUGGAGCGCUCCACGGCUCACACACUCCUUGCCGAUAGGCGCCUGAGUUGACGAACGCUGAUCAGAUCUUCCUUCUAAUUAGAGUGUGGCUCAGGACACAGAAGGGCCCCAUGUCGAUGGGAGGUGAGGAACACGGGCAUGUGGAUACCCCAGAAAAUGUAAAUGCUGCUUUUGAAGCCCAGGCUCCCAUUUCUUCCCCCCUUCUGGCCUUUGACACAAAUAUGGCAGAACGAAGCCUGAUAAGUUGAUGGCACUUGGCUGAUCUCCCUCGGUGGGUUCUUGGCGAGAAUUGCAAGGAUUCAUGAAAUGGCCAAAUGGCAGGGUCGGUCGGAGGGCUGGCCGGUGCCCGGCCCUGAUCGCCUUGCUGGAAGCUUUAUUCUAAAUUGUCAUUUGUGAAUGUUACAGAGGGAGGAGUGUAAGAGCCCAAAGUAUGGGUUUCCAAAGAAAGAUAUUUAAAUUUAUGUAGAUUGGUGCUGUACAAUAUUUUGAUAAAUAUUAACUUAUUUUGUUGGGGUUUUGGUUGUCUUGCUGUCUUUUAGGGUUCGUUAGCUCUUUGUUUGCUUGAUUCGUCUGUUAUUUUUCCCUAUAGGCAAAGAGAACUUGAAGGAAAGAGAGUGUCCAAGAAAGGUGGAGGGGAAAGAAAAAAUUUGUUCUUGGCUUUAAUUGCUCUUUCUGACUGAAAUUUCUGUGCCAGACAGCACACAACAGACUGUGUGUUUAGGUGACAUUUCAGCCGGCGACAUGUGUCAUUCUACCAACCGACAAGGUGUAUGUGCCUGAUAACAGACAGUGAGCCGCGGGGUGAGGGCCUGCUGGCAUGGGGCCUUCCUCAGCCCGCGGCCAGGAGGCUCAUCAGGAAGGCUUGACGGCUCACUAGUGAGAAGCCCCCACCCACUGCCUCCCAUCCGGGGCCAGGAGCCUCCCACUUAGGACAGGAUGCCUGGGGGUGACAGGGAUAAUUAGUUCAUGUGGUCACCGUGCUUUCAGUUUUUGGGCGGCGGCCAGGGUUUUCCUCCUCUGUGCAUUGAGGAUGCUGAUGCAAGGAGCACUGUUGAGGGUAAGCCUCCCCAGUGUGGACGGGCUUUUUCCUAUGUCAGCGUUCAUUGCUUCCCCCCAAAUACACACACACACAGGCAAGAAAUCACCACAAGUGCCCGACAGUUGGGUUCCCCCCUGUCCCCUGCCCCCAAGCAAGACUGAUUCUGUUUCACGGCCUGGCCACUAUUUCCCUACAUCAUCAGAAAUUCCAUACUUCUAGAGAUGCCCUUCGGGGAUGUUGUGUCUGCUUUUAUCUGUGGCCCAGCCCCAAAUACCCACAUUGGAAAGACCCAUUUGUGUUGAGUAAGCACCCCUUCCUGCCUCCCAUAGUCCCCCGCCCUGCAGGUUUUUGUGACCCCGUGAAGGCUCACAAAGAAGCGAACGCUGGAGCCCCCAGACCUCUGCUGAGGACUGAGGGGCGCGGAGGCCCACCAGGGAGGCAGGCGGGCUCCGUGGGUGGGUGGGGCUGAGCCCCCAUCCAGGAGGAGGACCUUCAGCCAGAGAGUGGGCCUCUGCACACUCCUCAGCCCACCCCACCACUCACCCCCUCAGCCCAACUUUGGGUCCCGUUUGUGUUCCCAAGCCAGUAGCAGGGAGUGACGGGGCCGUCUUCCCGGGCUGUUUGGGAACCACUGCUAAAUUGAUACUGUUGUCAGAGCCCCUCGGCUUCCUGACUCGUGGGCUUGUUCCACUGUCAGGAGAUGAGCCUCCUGGUCCCGGGUGCUGGUGCUGUGGUCCAGGUGUCACAGGCUUCCUGCUGCCACGUGUCCACAGGUGACCGCACCACCUGGGGGGGCCUCACCCUUCUGAGUUCCAGAGGCCCUGCUGCACCCCCUUACACACCUUUGGUGUAGCCUGUGUGCACACCUGGAGGAGGUGCCUGGCCCUUGUUCGCGGGGAUUCCCACGUGGCUGUGGAUGUGACCUGGGCUCUACUCUCUCCCGACCCCUCUGUCCCAGCCACUGGGUGGCCGUUUUGAAGUGACUGAGCUUUGCAGUCUGCACAGAAUGGCCGCUGGCCUAACACCAGCACAGCACAGGGGCAGAGGCUGGGCCCCGUGGGUGAGGGUGGGCGGGCCUCAUGAAGGCCCCACCCAGACCAUAGGUGGGCUCGUGGGCAUUUCAGGGGCCUCACCACGGGCGAAGACCUGUUGGCUCUGCUCCAGGACCCAUCUUUCGGGUUCACGUGUCCCGCUUUUACACCUCUAGUACGAGCUGAUGGCUGUGUCGGCUCCCCAGAGCCAUCUCCGUAAAGACGGGAGCGAGGGAUCGCCGUGCCAGGCCCCCAUCACCGAGGCGCUCGAGCACAGGUGAAGUUUCCAGGCAUGCCCGCACUGCCGGGCAUAGGUGUGCGACGCUUGUGUGCUUGUGCGCAGAACUGUUACAAACUUACCAGCAGAUGGAACUCAAUAUAUGUUACGUAUAAUUGUUAUGCAUAAUUUAAGAUACAUGUUUGCCAUCAUCAUGAAAGUAUUGUAAGUAAGGCUCCUUAGGGAGAGUGAGAGAGACAUUUUGACUCUCGUGGACUUUUUUUGGUAAUGAAAUGCUUUAUUGAUCCAGUGGUGCAAGAGGCUACACUCCGUAUUUCAUCACCAGAGUUAUGAUGCCUAAUGGGUUUUUAAGGCAAAAAAAAAAAAAAAAAAGCCAACUGACUUUGAUACUAUAUUCAUCACUAUGAUCCAGAGUCUUUAUGUGCCUAUUGCUUCUCUUUCAAGAGGGAUGUGGACCAGCCAACGGUCUCAGGGCACAGUUCUCAAGGAACCCUCCUGGAUCACCCUGUAAGUGUGUUGAACUGCCAGCUGAAAAACCCCCAUGAAAUAAAGACCUUGGCUGUGAAGUCCAAAUUGAAUUUCUCAGGGUAUGAGGAUGUCCCACAGGGUCAGGAAGAUGCGCUUGGACUUUGUUAAGUCAUUAACAAGGUAUAUGAUUUUGUGUUUCUUCAUGACAAACUUUUUUUAAGUUUGGGACUUAUUUUCCUUUUUGAGGAGUUGUAAUAUAUGUAUUUAAAAUAUGUUUCCUGCUUAAGUUGUGCCUUUCAGCGUCGGUGGGUGUAAGCAGCACAGUGGGUGAUGAUCUGGGUGAGGGCUGGUUUGUCACCAAACCUGAAGAGCUGUGGUUUCUCCAGAAAACUUUUCUUUUAUUGACCGUGGAGCCGUUAUUAAAAGAAUUGUGUUUCUUAUUAUGUAAAUUGUAUAAUAUUUUUUGCUUGUUUGAUCUAUUUUUCUAAUAGUUUUCUUAUAGUUUCUUACAAUUGUGAUAACUAGAUUUAGAUUCUGACACACAACUGCAAAGCAGGCUGUCUCUGCUGGCCCUCCUGUUUUUAAGGACAAGCGUAGAGGUCACGCAUCAUCACCUUUAAGAAAAUGUGAAACUCUGUAUCCCAUUUUUGCUGACAAUACUAUAUGUCCACAACCUCCUACUAUAUGUUGUAAAAUCAAACUAUUUUGUGGUACAUUAUCUCAUGCUUCCGCUAACUCUAAUAAAUUCUGUCUAUGGCUUCAGCGUGCA
Molecule: messenger RNA, 8884 nt
Organism: Hyaena hyaena (striped hyena)
Lineage: Eukaryota; Metazoa; Chordata; Mammalia; Carnivora; Hyaenidae
Gene: SLC7A1
Product: solute carrier family 7 member 1
Exons: 14
Coding region: 2117-4006 (629 amino acids)
Biological process (GO): transmembrane transport; amino acid transport
Cellular component (GO): plasma membrane
Molecular function (GO): amino acid transmembrane transporter activity
Source: RefSeq, a predicted model, not a curated record